Messenger RNA from Entrophospora sp. SA101, 405 nucleotides. Lineage: Eukaryota; Fungi; Glomeromycota; Glomeromycetes; Entrophosporales; Entrophosporaceae. The record is from the annotation of a GenBank genome assembly.
AUGCCUCCAAAAUCAGAAAAAAAACCAGCUUCAAAAGCUCCAAUAACAACUGCAGCUUCAGGAGAAAAGAAAAAAACAGCUGCAACAGCAACAACUGAUAAUAAAGUCAAAAGAAAAAAGGCUCGAAAAGAAACAUAUUCUAGUUAUAUCUAUAAAGUGUUAAAACAAGUCCAUCCCGAGACUGGCAUCUCAAACAAAGCAAUGUCUAUUAUGAACUCAUUUGUGAAUGAUAUUUUUGAACGUAUUGCAGCAGAAGCUUCAAAACUUGCUACUUACAAUAAAAGAUCCACAAUUUCUUCACGAGAGAUUCAAACUGCAGUCAGGCUUAUCCUUCCGGGAGAAUUAGCAAAACAUGCUGUUUCUGAAGGAACUAAGGCUGUAACAAAGUAUACAAGUGCUAAAUAA